AUGCCACGCAAACUCUCCAAAUCCAAAAACGUCUACGCCCCCGCCUCUUCAUCGCACUCAACAACCAACCUCCUAGCUCCCUACCCCCAAAACGCCGGCCUCCCACCCUUCCUAACCGACGGCCUUCCCCUACCCUCGCUCGUCGUCCUCGACCUCGACUACACCCUCUGGCCCUUCUACAGCGACUGCCACCCCUGGCCACCUCUUCGCGCGCUGAGUGGUUCCGUCUUGAGCGACCGCAAUGGCGAGCAAUUUAGUUUUUACAAGCACGUCCCCAUCAUUUUGCACCUGCUGCAGGUUGCGGGGGUAAAACUGGCGGUGGCGAGUAAAAGCCCCGUGGGCGAUUUGUGCAGGGAGAUGCUCAAGAUGUUGAGGGUUCCUGGGGGACUGCCGACUAGUGUGGAGGGGUUCAGACGGAAACCGCCCGGAGGGUCGGGAGUGAAUGAAGAAGGGGAAAAUGGGGGAGAGGAGAGUGGGAAGAAGAGCAAGACAAAGUCGAAAGAGUCGUCAGGGUCAGUAGCAGGGGGGUUGACAGAUGAGAAGGGACGGAAGACGAUAGAGCUUUUUGAUGGUGGACUGGAGAUUUACGAGGGGACAAAGUUGAGGCACUUUGAGGUCAUUCAAAGACGGACGGGGAUACCGUACGAGGAGAUGUUAUUCUUUGAUGAUGAGAGGCCGAAUCUGGAGGUGGAGAGGGUUGGGGUUACGAUGCAGCUGAUUAGGGACGGACUGGAUUGGGAGGAGCUGGAGAAGGGGAUACAGAAGUGGAGGGCUAAUAGAGGGUUUGCGUAG
This is a messenger RNA of Sordaria macrospora k-hell, 792 nucleotides long. RefSeq lists its product as uncharacterized. Gene Ontology annotation, molecular function: acid phosphatase activity. The record is from RefSeq and is a predicted model, not a curated record. Lineage: Eukaryota; Fungi; Ascomycota; Sordariomycetes; Sordariales; Sordariaceae.